CUUAGCGAAAAACACGAUGACAGUUGCAACAACCUCGAUGGUCCAGCAGGUCAAGCCCACGACGUCCAUGGCCGUGAAGGCGCAGCCCUACAUCUGCGGCGGGUCCGCGGCCGUCAUUGCCGCGAUCGCGAUCCACCCAAUCGAUCUCGUCAAGGUGCACCUGCAGCUCGCGGGCCAGACGGGCUCGAACGCGACAGCCGCGAGCGUCGCCAAGUCGGUGAUUGCCAAGGAAGGCGUCAAGGGCCUCUACGCCGGCCUCUCGGCCGCGGUCGUGCGCCAGAUGGUCUACGGCACCGCGCGCCUCGGCAUGCACCGCGCGAUUUCCGACUCGAUCCAGACUGCCCGCGUCGAAAAGGGCGCGACCGACGGCCUUCCGCUGUGGAUGAAGAGUGCGAUUGCCAUGGGUACGGGCGCCGUGGCUGCGACGCUCGGGUGUCCCAUGGACGUCUCGCUUGUGCGCAUGCAGGCCGAUACGCUGGCGGCGCCGGCCGACAAGCGCGGCUACAAGAACGUGUUUGAUGCGAUUUUCCGCAUCGCCAAGGCCGAGGGCGUCCCGACACUGUGGCGCGGCAGCGUGCCUCUCAUUGCGCGCGGCGCGGCCAUGAACUUUGGCAUGAUGGCGUCGUACGACCAGGCCAAGGAAGUGCUCGGCAGCUACUAUGGCCAAGGCUUUGUCACCAACUUGGGCGCGAGCGCCGUCUCGGGCUUUGCGUGCGCGUUCACGUCGCUGCCGUUUGACCUGGUCAAGUCGCGGCUCAUGAACAUGAAGAUGAACAGCGCUGGCGCGUAUCCGUACGCGGGUGUCGGCGACUGCUUUACGCAAAUCGCGCGCAAGGAAGGUGUCGGGAAGCUCUGGCGCGGCUACUGGACGUACUAUGGCCGGUGCGCGCCGAACGCCAUGAUUGUGUUGCUCGUCAUCGAGCAGAUCAACGCGGUGUACAAGAAGACGUUCUUGUCCUAGAUAUGUUGCCCUAUUAGUCUUUAGUACGAUUCCUCUCCAUGCUACACAUGCAAUGUACUACUCAACGCACACGCA
Messenger RNA from Saprolegnia parasitica CBS 223.65, 1036 nucleotides. RefSeq lists its product as hypothetical. Gene Ontology annotation, molecular function: oxoglutarate:malate antiporter activity. Gene Ontology annotation, biological process: transmembrane transport. The record is from RefSeq and is a predicted model, not a curated record. The coding region runs from base 17 to 961 and encodes 314 amino acids. The transcript is spliced from 2 exons. Lineage: Eukaryota; Oomycota; Saprolegniomycetes; Saprolegniales; Saprolegniaceae.